Molecule: messenger RNA, 1278 nt
Organism: Seriola aureovittata
Lineage: Eukaryota; Metazoa; Chordata; Actinopteri; Carangiformes; Carangidae
Gene: sfxn1
Product: sideroflexin 1
Exons: 11
Coding region: 164-1132 (322 amino acids)
Biological process (GO): serine import into mitochondrion; monoatomic ion transport
Cellular component (GO): mitochondrial inner membrane
Molecular function (GO): monoatomic ion transmembrane transporter activity
Source: RefSeq, a predicted model, not a curated record
GUAUUUCCACACGGAGACAGGACUUUUACUUCCUCAGUGAGGUUCGUGACACUGGGGGAUGUGCCUCUGUGUGCUGUGCUGACGCUGCUGCAUGUAAAAUUAGCUGGCUGCAGCCUUUCAGGGACACCUCUUGCGGACCGCCGGAGCCCACAGUGCAAUAAAUAUGGCAGCAGAGCUAUCCACUUCCAUAAACAUCAAGGAGCCCCGGUGGGACCAGAGCACAUUUGUAGGUCGGGCUAAACAUUUCUUCACUGUCACAGACCCCAGGAACAUCCUCCUCACCAACGAACAACUAGCCCAUGCACACAAAAUUAUCACUGAUUACAGGCAAGGUAUAGUCUCUCCAGGGUUGACAGAGGAUGAACUGUGGAGAGCCAAAUAUGUUUUUGACUCGGCUUUCCAUCCCGAUACUGGGGAGAAGAUGAUCCUGAUUGGCCGCAUGUCAGCGCAGGUUCCAAUGAACAUGACCAUCACUGGAUGCAUGAUGACAUUUUACAAAUCAACUCCAGCUGUGUUGUUCUGGCAGUGGAUCAAUCAGUCUUUCAACGCAAUAGUCAAUUAUACCAACAGGAGUGGCGAUGCUCCGAUCACAGUCAGUCAGCUUGGCACAGCUUAUGUGUCUGCCACCACAGGGGCAGUUGCCACCGCUCUAGGACUAAAUGCACUAACAAAGCAUGUUUCACCUCUGAUUGGACGGUUUGUUCCAUUUGCUGCUGUAGCUGCUGCUAACUGCAUCAACAUCCCACUGAUGAGACAAAGAGAACUUCAACACGGCAUUCCUAUAACAGAUGAGAACGACAACAGGUUAGGAGAGUCGACGAAAGCUGCACAGCAGGCUAUCUCUCAGGUUGUGGUCUCCAGAAUCCUCAUGGCUUCUCCAGGAAUGGCUAUCCCUCCAUUUCUAAUGAACCAUUUGGAAAAGAAGGCCUUUCUGAAGAAGUUCCCAUGGAUGAGUGCACCUAUUCAAGUCAGCCUGGUGGGAUUCUGCCUGGUGUUUGCCACUCCACUGUGCUGCGCAUUGUUCCCUCAAAGGAGCUCUAUGUCAGUCGGCCGCUUGGAGCCCGAGCUGCAGGAGAAAAUCCGGGCCAACCACCCAGGAGUGGAGAGGGUCUACUUCAACAAAGGGCUAUGAGUGUGCAGCCCCCUCAUCCAAACACUGCCAUAACACAGCUGCAGGCUCAGUCCUCGCCUCUCUGCCAGCCCUCCUCAUUCAGUGUGCCAAAGUUAAGUUUGUGUCUCCUCAUUUCCACAAUUCAGAUGGGUAUCGGAGGACUCCCU